CCUCCGGAUCCAGCCGGCGCCCCGAAGUCACCAUGAUGUGGCCCCCACCACCUACCUUCUCUCUGUUCCUGCUACUGCUGCUAAGCCAAGCCCCCUUCAGCAGGCCACAGUCAUCAGGCACCAAGAAGCUCAGGCUUGUGGGUCCGGCGGACAGGCCGGAGGAGGGCCGCCUGGAGGUGCUGCACCAGGGCCAGUGGGGCACGGUGUGUGAUGAUGACUUCGCUCUCCAGGAGGCUACAGUGGCCUGCCGGCAGCUGGGCUUUGAGUCGGCCCUGACCUGGGCACACAGUGCCAAGUAUGGUCAAGGAGAGGGCCCCAUCUGGCUGGACAAUGUUCGUUGUUUGGGCACCGAGAAGACGCUGGAUCAGUGUGGCUCUAAUGGCUGGGGUGUCAGUGACUGCAGACACUCAGAAGAUGUUGGGGUGGUAUGCCAUCCAAAGCGCCAGCACGGCUAUCACUCUGAGAAGGUCUCCAAUGCCCUUGGGCCCCAGGGCCGGCGGCUAGAGGAGGUGCGGCUCAAACCCAUCCUCGCCAGUGCCAAAAGGCACAGCCCAGUGACUGAGGGGGCUGUGGAAGUCCGGUACGAGGGCCACUGGAGGCAGGUGUGUGACCAGGGCUGGACCAUGAACAACAGCAGGGUCGUCUGUGGGAUGCUGGGCUUUCCCAGCCAGACACCUGUCAACAGCCACUACUACAGAAAAGUCUGGAAUCUGAAGAUGAAGGAUCCCAUGUCUAGGCUCAGCAGCCUGACAAAAAAGAAUUCCUUCUGGAUUCACCGGGUUGACUGUCUGGGGACAGAGCCCCACUUGGCCAAGUGCCAGGUACAGGUGGCCCCAGGAAGGGGCAAGCUUCGGCCAGCCUGUCCGGGCGGCAUGCACGCUGUGGUCAGCUGUGUGGCAGGGCCCCACUUUCACCGACAGAAGCCGAAGCCAAAGCGCAAGGAGUCCCGUCCAGAGCAGGAGCUGAAAGUGCGCCUGCGCUCUGGGGCUCAGGUGGGCGAGGGUCGUGUGGAAGUGCUCAUGAACCGCCAGUGGGGCACGGUCUGCGACCACAGGUGGAACCUCAUCUCAGCCAGCGUUGUGUGUCGCCAGCUUGGCUUCGGCUCUGCCCGGGAGGCCCUUUUUGGGGCCCAGCUGGGCCAAGGGCUGGGGCCCAUCCACCUGAGUGAGGUGCGCUGCAGGGGCUAUGAGCGGACCCUCGGUGACUGCCUUGCCCUGGAGGGGUCCCAGAAUGGUUGUCAACACGCAAACGACGCUGCUGUCAGGUGCAACAUCCCAGACAUGGGCUUCCAGAACAAGGUGCGCUUGGCUGGUGGGCGCAACCCCGAAGAGGGCGUAGUGGAGGUGCAGGUGGAGGUGAACGGCGUCCCACGCUGGGGGACUGUAUGCAGUGACCACUGGGGGCUCACUGAAGCCAUGGUGACCUGUCGGCAACUUGGGCUGGGAUUUGCCAACUUCGCUAUCAAGGACACCUGGUACUGGCAGGGGACGCCAGAGGCCAAAGAAGUGGUGAUGAGUGGAGUUCGCUGCUCAGGCACAGAAAUGGCCCUUCAGCAGUGUCAGAGGCAUGGGCCCGUGCACUGCUCUCACGGCUCGGGGCGCUUCUCAGCCGGCGUCGCCUGCAUGAACAGUGCUCCAGACCUUGUGAUGAAUGCCCAGCUGGUACAAGAGACGGCCUACCUGGAGGAUCGCCCACUUAGCAUGCUGUACUGUGCUCAUGAGGAAAACUGCCUCUCCAAGUCGGCUGACCUCAUGGACUGGCCCUACGGACACCGGCGCUUGCUGCGCUUCUCCUCACAGAUCUACAACCUCGGCCGGGCUGACUUCCGUCCCAAGGCUGGACGCCACAGCUGGAUUUGGCACCAGUGCCACAGGCACUACCACAGCAUCGAGGUCUUCACCCAUUAUGACCUGCUCACGCUCAAUGGCUCCAAAGUGGCUGAGGGGCACAAGGCCAGCUUCUGUCUAGAAGAUACAAACUGCCCCGCAGGAGUGCAGCGGCGUUAUGCAUGUGCCAACUUUGGGGAACAAGGAGUGGCAGUAGGCUGCUGGGACACCUACCGGCAUGACAUCGAUUGCCAGUGGGUGGAUAUCACAGAUGUAGGCCCAGGGGACUAUAUCUUCCAGGUGGUUGUGAACCCCACAAACGAUGUGGCAGAGUCAGAUUUCUCCAACAACAUGAUACGGUGCCGCUGCAAGUACGACGGACAGCGAGUCUGGCUGCACAACUGCCACACAGGGGAUUCCUACCGACCCAACGCAGAGCUCUCCCUGGAGCAGGAGCAGCGACUCAGGAACAACUUGAUCUGAAGCCAUUAUUGCCAGCUCUGCUCACACACCAGAUACCUCAGCUUACUGGAGCCAUGCCCUUCACAAAGCCCUGACUCACGGGACAAGGGGCUAGUGACAAUGGGCACCACGAAGCUGCUCAGGAAGCCGUCAGCAUGGCCUUGAGGCUCUGGCCAGCUAAACCUUCUCUUCCUUAAGGAGACUCUAGCGUCUUUAUAACUUGAUGCACAGUUCCCAGUUUCAGGAGCUCUAAGUUCCUCAGGGAUGAACUGUGACCAAGGCCCCCUCUAAGUGGUGCUUUGCAAUUGUCUGGGAGGAACAGAGGACAGAGGACCAGAGAACACAAGAAGUGGGUGGAGUCAGUUCUCUCUGCUAUACGCUCCCUGCAAAAUAACCGUGUCAAAGUCACACGUGGCAGAGAAGCUGGUGAAUGCAGUCCCUCAUCUUAUCCUCACUUAGAACUCACAUCUCAGGCGCUCCCUUUAUUCUGUCACAUAGUUUCCAAUACCCCUGAGCCCUCAGGCCUCCUCCAUUUCCAGACGGAUCAACACCCCAAUCCCUGGGGCUGGGUGGCAAGUUUCACAUGAUGACAUAAUACUCUGCCUUUCCUGCAGAGUAGCAAGAAAUUAAGAAGACAGCAGAGGUCACAAUAAAUUCAACCUCUGAGGACCUUUGCCCAGGGGGACAACAGGAUGCCCAUAUCUGGCAGGCAGUCUAGUCUCUUAGAAUCACCCACACUGCAGGGUUAGCCUAAAUUUCAGAUUUAACCAAGGCCACUUUACCUUAAACGAACUUUUACAGUUGAGAAGAAAUUGGUCAAUCUUGCACCUCUGCAGGAACACCAAGACAGGUCUGGUAGAGUCAGGAACAGAAGACUGAAUUAACAAGAAACGAGAACGCUUCAUUUAGUCCAGGACAAAACCUGGGAGAGGUCACCAUUGAAGCAGCUGUGCUCUGGUGGUCUAAGCCUGGGGUCUUCUAGGGCAUGUCUGGACCUUUCUCCACUGACUGACACACAGCUGAUCUUUCUAGGUCUUAUAAUGCCAAUAAAGGCUGCUCACUGUGAGCUGCUAGAGGCCAGACAGCUGAGCUUCCGUAGCUUCCAGUGCACUGCACUCUGCCCUCUCCCUCCAGAGCUGGCUGCUGCUCACGACACAAUCCUUGGGAGAGUCCACCCCAGUAGGUUUCUUGAGUCACACACUAACCUGCUUUGCAGGUCAACAGUGAACCUUGGGUCAGGAAGGCUGAGAGGCCAAGGGGAUGAAUGAGAGGGUGCAACCCAGACUGAGGUUUUAUAAUAGAGGCUACAAAGUCAAAAUAAAUGGUAACAGACAGAACUGAUUUACAGCAUUCUCCUCCCCACAUUACAAGAGCUACCCUGACAGUCAAAACACAUGUUUUGGGGUACCCUCUGUGAACAAAAAGUGCCUUUUUCUGUCUCCUUCACUUGACAUGAGAAGCCUAUUUUGGUAUAACAGUUUAGGUAAACAAGGGAAGGACUGAUUUCCUCUUGGCUCCAGCAAACAGUGACAUACUCACACAUGAAGCUAAUGGUCUGCAAAAGAAUGUGCAGCUUGCUAGGGGUGGGGUGGCAAGUGAUGCCCGGACUUGGCAGGGAGGUUACCCUCACCUUCUUGUUGGAUCUAGUUUCCAAGAGGCCAGAAAAAGCAGGCUAGGCAGACAGCCACCAGCUCUGGUCUCAGCUUUCCGGCCCACAUCACACGACUGGUAGGUGCAGCCAGUUCUAAUUCCUGGAAAAAGCUAUACAAGGGCUGUGCUGUUAAACUUCUGAGUUAAAAGGGAAAGACACGGGCAGGUUGGUGGCUGGCAUGACUUAUAACUAGAUGAGGAAUGUUAACAGAAUACCAAUCGCCAAAUUCCAGACAGAACCAAAAACCUCGGAAGACUUUCACCUGGCACCCUGUGUGCCCCAGGGAAGGGCUAGGAAGCUCUCUUCAGAAGCUAAUAGACUUUUACGCUUUAAAAGAGAAAACUAGAAUCCACAGGGACUGUAACUUCCUACUAGAAUUCUACAUUACCCUGAGAUUUAGAUGUUUAUCAUACAGAAGACAUAUAUGUAGGACUAAGUACAGGAGAUGUUAUCCCUAUAGCAACAUUUCUUUCAUAGCAGCCACAGUGUCUAAACAGCUCUCCUUAUUCUAGAGAGGUCUGUUCCAUGAGACAGUAGCCACCACAUGGUGUUCUCCCACUAACUCCUCUUAUAAAAGUUCGGUUUAGAUAUAACCAAGCAUUUGAUCCUGCAUGGACAGCCUGGGCCAUGGCUGGGACUUCUCACCACUGACUAAUACACAGCACCCCCAAUUACUGGAAUAAAAUAAGCAAAAAGCACAUUUUCAAUAGAAGUAAAACAGCAAUGCCCCAUAACUUUUGAAUGUUGACCUAAAAAACAAACAAACAAACAAACAAACAAACAAAAACUGCUCUCUGAGACUGAUUAGAAGAAUUAUCUGAGAGUUAAAAGUAGCUGAUUAUCAGACAUAAGGUAGGUUGCUUCUUUAAAAACUGGAUAAUAAACAUUACCAUGCCUUUAGAGGAAGGACAUUAAGCAGCUAACAAGAAGUCCUUUCACAGAAAGGUGACAAGUCUUUGCUUUCUUUCUUUCUUUUUUUUUUUUCUUCUUUUUUUUUUUUUCCAUUCUCAAGGUCACUCCUAAAUUCAAAAAUCCAGCCUGGGGAUGUAGGUCAGAGGUGAAUGCUGUCUAGUACAUAUGUGGCCAUGGUCUGGUAUCUAACUUGGGGUAGGGUGUGAAAACAGGUCAAGUGUGUGCCUUAAAUGUGUCUCUUAGUAUAAAGCCAUGCUGGGCCUGGAGCAAUGGCUCAACAGCCAAGAGCCUGGUUCUUCCAGAGGACCCAGGUACAAUCCCCAGCAUCCAUGUGCUGGCUCAGAACCAAUUGUAGUUCUAGUCCCAGGAGAGCUAACACAUACUUCUGGCCUCCAGUUACCAGGAAUUCAGACAUAUAUAAAAUUAAUAAUAAUAACAGAAAAUCAAUAAGAAUAUUAACAUGUAAUAUAAAAAUAAAUAUAUUUAUAAUAUAUUAUUAUAUUAAUAAUAAAUAACAUAAAAAUAAUAAAAGGCAAUACUGGAAUCCUUGGCA
Molecule: messenger RNA, 5404 nt
Organism: Apodemus sylvaticus (European woodmouse)
Lineage: Eukaryota; Metazoa; Chordata; Mammalia; Rodentia; Muridae
Gene: Loxl4
Product: lysyl oxidase like 4
Exons: 15
Coding region: 33-2309 (758 amino acids)
Biological process (GO): peptidyl-lysine oxidation
Cellular component (GO): membrane
Molecular function (GO): protein-lysine 6-oxidase activity; copper ion binding
Source: RefSeq, a predicted model, not a curated record